AUGGUGAAAGAGUUUCCGGGGAUUCACUUCGAGCCGGGGGGCAAGUACCGCGGGGCGCCGACGCUGAAGAAGAUCGCAAGGAGAGACGGGACGAUGAAGUACGGGGGUCAUCUUACGGGAAACACGAACAACGGAGAGGACGGAAACAAGAACGAGUCCGCAGCAGGAGUUACGUCGUCCACCUCCCAACACGAACUACAUCCCUUCGCCCGCCUUCGCGACAUUUGCGUGGAGAUCGUCGGGCUGGAAGCCGCGCAGGCUGAGGACGCCAGCACCGCAAACGGCGCUUGGGUCAAGACCCGACAGCUGCUUCGGGACGUCCGGCAAAACGAAAAACCGCUGUGGGAGGAGCUGUGCGCCUUCCACAACUUUGCCAGUGCCGGCGACAAGGACAUCCGGAAUCUGAAGAGCGAGGACUUGGCAGUGUUCAAGCGCUACUUUGAACUACCC
Amoebophrya sp. A120 is the source of this 450-nucleotide messenger RNA. The record is from the annotation of a GenBank genome assembly. NCBI's taxonomy places the organism in Eukaryota, Dinophyceae, Syndiniales, Amoebophryaceae.